AUGACUAAUCUGGCAGUUCAGAUUGAGGCAUUGAACAGGCGUGAGGAUGAUCACUAUAAUGAAUUAACAAAACGUCUUGAUGAUCUUCAAAAUGAAGUCAUUAACGUUACAAAUCUUGAAAGUGAGAUGAAUAAGAAGAUGAAAGACCUUAAAAAGAUGAUGAAAUACAUGGAUGGUGUUAUAGAUACAGUGAAUGAGCUUAAAACCGACACAACGAAUUUUCAUCAACAAUUAGAUAAACACGACAAAGAUAUAGCUUCUGCACAAGAGAAUAUCGAAUUACUUAAUACGAGAUUCGAAUCCUUUGAAUCGAAAAGAGAUAUCGAGAAACAGCAACUUCUCGCACUAAUCGAUGAAAAAAGAGAAGAAGCAAGUCAAGAAACACAAGGUGUUAAUAAAAGUUUAAGCGAUCAGAUUGCUGCGAUUAAAGAAAUCUUGAAUUCUAUUGAUCCGAAACUUGAAUCAAUGAAGUCAGAAUUGCUCGAGAAUGCAAAGGAUAAUGCUGUUAGAGCAUUGAAGAAAGCAACAAAGUACACAGAUGAAGCUGUAGCGCCAAUCAAUCAAAAUGUUCAACAAAUUUUAACUUCAAUUACAAAUAUUGAAGAAGUUGACAAAAAGCAACGCGAAGACAUCGAUAAAAACACACAAGAAAUACAAGAAAAUAAAGAAUUUAUUACAAAAGUUAAUGAUACGGUCAAUAAUAAAGUUAUCAAAUUAUUAGCUAAGCAUGACGAGUUAUUGGAGACACAUUCCACAUAUAUACGCUCAUUUGAAGAGAAGGAAGAAAAUCUUCAAGAGCAAAUUGAUCAAAACUUAGAAUCAUUAACCGAAAAGAUCGAAGCUUUGGAGAAAUCAUUAUCCAAAAAGGAACAGAACGAUAUAAACACUGUUAACGAAAAGAUUGAUGACAUCAAUAAGGAAAUUGCAGCAAUUAAAGAAGAUAAAUCUAACACAGACAAGGCUUUUGCAGAAUACAAGGCUGAUAUCGAGAAGAACUUGCAAUCAAAGGAUAAAGCAAUCAACAAAAUUAAUACGAAACUUGAGUCAAUCAAAGAAUUAUCAGAUAAGAUUGAUGUUUUCCAUGAACAAAUAACUAAAAUGGAGACAGACAUAGCCCACAUUGACCAAAAAGUUGUUUCAAUUGAUCAAAAAGUAGGAUCAAAGAUUGAUGAUAUCAAUAAUCAAUUUGAGCAGUAUAAGACUAACCUUCAAGCACAGUUUAAGGGAUUAUCAGAUGAUAUAAGUGAAUCCAAGAAGGCUCACGAGUCAUUUGUCAAAUCUACAAACGAUGAAUUUGCAAAUGUCCAUGAAGAGAUACAAAACAAGCACGACGAGCUCGAAAAGCUUGUUACUGAUACAAAGGCCGAACUUGAAGACGAAAGAACAAAGUCAGUUGCCGAAUUAAACGAUAAAAUUUCAGCUCUUCAAACAAUUCUUGACAAUUUCAAGGAUUCUGAUGUUUCCAAGAUCAACAAACGCCUUAAGUCAUUGUAUAAAGACCUAAAUGACUUCAAAUCUGCUUACGAAGCUGACAAAGCAGCAAUUGACGCGAAAUUUGGCGAAACUGUUGCAAAAACUGAUGAAAAACUGAAAUCAUUGAAAGAAGAGAUCGAAUCUGAUAUCAAAGUCAGUCAAACAACAACACAAGGUGUGAUUGACAAAGAGAUAUUAUCAGUUAAAGAACUUAUCGAACAAAACAAAGAAGAAACUGAAAAAGAAAUCACUCAAAAAGUUUCAGAAAUCAAUGAAACACAAACUAAAGUCAAAGGAGACUUAGAUCAACUCUCCCAGAAACAGGAACAGUUCGCUUCAAGACAGAGAGAAAAGUUCCAGAGCGUACAACAAAUGUUUAAUGACAUUCAAGGCCAAAUCGACCAAAUAAACAAAGAAAAAUCCGAAAUGUCACUUUUAAUUGAAACAAACAAGAAAGAAAGUGACAAACAAAUCGCGAAUGCUGUUACAUCACAGACCAAGCUCCAUGAUGAUUUAGUUUCUAUGAUCAAAGACGUUGAAACUAAAGAAGACAAUCAAUUUGCAACUUUGUCAAAUGACCAAAAAGAAAUUUUGAAACAAAUUGCAAAUGUGAAGUCAAUUUUAUCCAAACAAAGUGAUGAUAUACAACAAAACAGACAGCUCAGUGAACAGAACAAACAAGAACUGAUUGCUAUGAUUGAGAAACUUAAGAAAUCAAUUUUGGCGACUGUCGAUCAAAACAAACAAGAAUUGGAUGCAAGAAUGAGUAAAAUCGAAACAAUUUUCAAUUCUUUGAUGGGUGACAGCCAGAUUGAUAUUCCUAAAUUAGUUUCUUUGAUUGACGAAAUAACAAAGAAGAUCUCCGAAGAUAAAACAACAAAUGAAAACCAAAUGAACAAAAUGAGAACAGAAAUCUUUGCGAAAUUGGAUGAAAACAACAAACAAAACAUCCAACAAUCAUCGCAAUUGAGAAAUGAUUUCAAUAAGUUCAGUGAAGAAAACAAUAAUAACAUGAGAACAAUGAAAACUGAUUUGUCAAACGCUUUUGAUGAAAUAUUGACAAAUCAACAGAAACAAUUGAAUACUUUACAAAAUUCAUUUACUGUUUUAGUUGGAAAUGAAACUAAGACACUUCCUGAGAUCACAACCAAGAUUGACGAAAACGAGAAGAAGCUCAAACAGAGAUUCGACAAUCUCCGUCAGAAAGCAAGUGAAGAAAUAACAAAUCUUCAAAAGAAUUUGACAGAUUUCAUUGAUAAAACUGAGAAACAAGAGAACGCAUUGUCUUCGAAGAUUGAUGAUGACAAGAAAGAACUUCUUGAUCAAUUAAACAAACUUAAAGAUCAAUGUCAAAAAGACAAAAGUGAACUGACCAACGAAGACAAUUCAAUUAAAGAAAGUUUGCAAGAAAGAGCCGCAAAACUCCAAGAAAAUAUUGAUUCACUUAAAUCAACUGUUUCUUCAAAUCAGAAAUCGGUUUUGUCACUUUUAGAUGAUCAAAACAAGCAAGAAGCCAAAGACGUUUCUGAUUUACAGAAAGAAAUCGAAGCAAUCAAAGGUGGAUCUGAUACAAAUCUUGCAGCAGUUUUGCAGGAAAUCGAAGGAAAUAAAGCUAAAAUCAAUGAAGUAAACAAUGAUUUGAUCAACGACCAAAAUGAUCUCCAAAGUAAAAUCUCUUCUGUGGAAAAGAAACUUGGAAAAGUCGUAAAAGUUUAUGAUGCACAAUUCGCUGAUACUCAAGAAAAACUCAAACAAAGUGAUGAGAAACUGAAAUCCAAAUUCGAUGAAAUAUUAAUUGUCAUCGAUUCCAAACAAACUUCAACACAAAAAUACGUUGAUGAUCAAAAUGCAAAAGUGACAGAUGAAGUGAAACUUGAAGUACAAACUGUUCAACACGCUAAUGAUGAAACUGCCAAAUAUUUGAAUGACCAAUUCACAUUCAUUAACCAGCAUUUGAUCAAAUGCGAUAUGGACAACAUCGCAAACAAGGAAGAGAUUGAUCAGAUGAGAGAACAACUUCCUAAAGACUAUCAAGAGAUCAAAGAUUACAUAAAGAAGAGAGUUGCAGUUGUUCAAAACAAUUUCAAUGAAUCUUUGACGGAUAAAUACAAUUUCUUGGUUCAAAAUGAUGACACAAAUAAGAACAAUUUGCAAAAUACAAUGAAAGAAAACAAUGAUAACCUUGAGAAGAGAAUUGACCAACUUGAUAUCUUCUUAAAUUCAAUUUGUGGAGAAGACGGUUUGACACUUUUAUCGUUGAAGACAUUAAUUGAUCAAAUGAACAAGAAAUUUGAGAAAUUCAAUGCCGCUUAUCAAAAUGACAUGACAACAUUGCAAGAUAAAGUUACAAAGAAGAUAGAAAACGAGACACAAAGAGCAACAAUAAGAGAAGAUGAAAUUGAUGGAAAAGUUAAAUCAAAUGAUGAAAAAAUGACACAAAUUCAAACAGAUCUUUCAUCUAAAAUCACUUCACUUGAACAGAAUCUUACAGAAACAAUCAAUGCAAACAAGAAGUCAGCAAGCAAAGAUAUCCAAGAAAUCAACAAUUUCAUUGCAGAAAACAAUCAAAAGAUCAAAGAAACAUUUUCAUCUCAAAAGGCCAAGUUAAAUGAUUACAUUCAACAAAAUAAAGAAGAAAACCAGAAAACUAAGUCAGAAUUUGAUCAAAGGAUUAAUGAUCUUAAUCUCCAAAUCACUGCUGUUGAUACUAAUGCAAAGACUUCUCUUCAAAACACUGAACAAAACAUCAAACAAAAUAUUGACCAAUUAAAUCAAACAUUGAAUACAAAAAUUGACAAAAAUAACGAAGAUAAUCAUGCAAAAAGUGACAAGAUUAUCAAUUCACUUAAUGAAUUUAAAGAUCAGACAAACAAUGACAUCAAACAGUUAAGUGAUGAAUUCGACAAAUUGAAUCAAAAGACAGAAAAUGCAAAUUCACUUUUCACUUCACAAUUAAAUGAAAACAAAGAUAAUUUGCAGAACCAAAUCAACCAAUUGUCAGGAAGAGUCGCAGAAGAUGAGAAGACAAUUGACCAAAUAAUUGCAACAAACAAGCAGACAACGAAAGAAAUCAAACAAGCAGUAAAUCAACUUCAAAAAGAUUUACAAAAUGAUUUACAAGAAAACCUGACAGCCUUACAUGACAAAAUUGAUACAAAUCAACAGAAGGAGAUUGAGCAAGAGAAUAUUCUUCAAAAGGCAAUUGAUGACAAUAUGAAUACUCUUGAGAAACAGAUCAAAGAAAUCACAGAUGCAAAUGAUAAAAAGAAUUCUGACAUUUUACAACAAAUUUCAGAUUUGAAUGGUUUACAAAGUCAAAACAAGAAAUCUCUUCAGAAGGACAUCAAUGGAUUACAAAGCAAAUUGUCACAAAUGAAUGAUGACAUCGAACACAAUGUUAAACAAUCAAUUAAUGAUGUUUCAAAGAAAGUUGAAACUCAUUCCAAAGAAAUUGAAGAAAAUGACAACAAGAAUGAAUCUAAUUUCAAAGAUUUGCAAGAGAAAGUUACUACAGCACAGAACACAGCAAACUCUGCUCUCAAAGACAGCAAGUCUAAUGCAGAUAUUGUUAAAGAUUUGAUCAACCAAAACAAUGACAAAUCAAAUGAAAAAUUCACAAAUCUUGAGAAACAACUCAACAAUUUGAUGAAUGAAAAUCAAUCACAAAGACAAGAAAUUGAUAAUCAUUCACAAUCUAUCAAUGAUUUGAUGUCAAUCAAGAGAUAUAACAAAGAAAUCGAAGGUUUGAGAGUCAAGUUUGAUGAAGCAAUUUCAUUUAUUGAUGAAUUUAGACAAACAAUGUCUUCUUUCAUUCAAAACAAUGUUAAUGAAAUAUACACUAAUUAUGGAGAUAAAUCAAUAAAGAAGGCAUCAAAGAGAAGCCAAACAGAAGAAGGAGAAACAGAAAUGCAGAAGAAAUUAACAACAAUAACUGUUGAAUUAAAUGAAGAUAUCGGAAAAAUUGCAAAAGACAAAUUAAAGACGAAUACAACUGUUAUAUUACAUAUCCCAGCAAAUUGCAGAGUAACUUGGAAUGCAAAGAUUAACUUGCACAGCUUCCAAACUCUCAAGAUCGAAGGAGAAGGAAAGAAAUCAAAGAUUAUUAUGUCUGAUUUCAAUGAAGUUUGCGAGAAAAUCGAUCCAAGUCGUGCAAUGAUUGAUGGAUUGGGAACUUUGUAUAUAAACAAUGUUUACAUUGAAGCAAACAUUGGUGGCAAACUUGAGAAUGAUUUGCCAGGAAAUUCUGCUUUGUUUGUUUGUUCUGCUCUUUCUAAUGGAGGUCCUUCGAAUAUUUCAUUAACAAGAUGCAAUGUAUUUACUGAUAGACCAAUUGUAAAUAGCUGCGGAUCUUCUUUAGUUCACUGCUCUCUUACUGGAACUAAGAUUGGUAAUUUGAACCCUGAUGAGAUUGAAAUAGUUCCUGUUACAGUAGAUAGUGGUGGAUUUGGUGAUGGAUGGGCGGUUCUGAUAAUGGAACAGUCUAAACUUUGCGGAAAUGGUAUCAAAUUGUCAGAGUCUAAUAGGAUUUUGACAAAAGUCGUAGAUGAAAACGGAAACUAA
This is a messenger RNA of Trichomonas vaginalis G3, 6033 nucleotides long. RefSeq lists its product as uncharacterized. Lineage: Eukaryota; Parabasalia; Trichomonadida; Trichomonadidae. The coding region runs from base 1 to 6033 and encodes 2010 amino acids. The transcript has a single exon. The record is from RefSeq and is a predicted model, not a curated record.